AUGACUUGCAUCACGCGCGGCGGGGUCUUUAAAGUAGAUGCACCAGCAAAAGCUGGUUACAAUUGGAGGUAUUCUAAACCUGAAAUUAAUGAGGUUUUUGUUAAUCAUUUUACUGCUUUGUUUAAUGAUAAUAAUACUACCCAAUUUGGCUAUGUGGCUGUUCCAAGCCGUGUGAAUGAGAUUCAGAAUGAUGAUUUAUGCCGUCCUGUUGUAGCAGUUGAGGUUAAGAAUGCAGUUUUUUCUAUGCAUGAUGACAAAUCGCCUGGGCCUGAUGGCUUUAAUCCUGCUUUUUAUAAAAAGUAUUGGAAUAUUGUGGGGGCGGAUGUUGUGCGCGCUUGUGAGGAGUUUUUUGAGUCUGGGUCGUUUAAGAAGGGCUUUACGGAUACUGCUAUUGUCCUUAUUCCUAAGAUAAAGAAUCCUGAGAAUGUUGGGGAUCUGAGACCUAUAUCGUUGUGUAACGUCGUUUACAAAAUUAUCGCUAAGGUCCUUGCUAACAGAAUGAAGAGUAUUAUGCCUUGUAUUAUCUCAGAAAAUCAAAGUGCCUUUGUGGAGAAUCGCCUAAUCACAGAUAAUUUUCUAAUUGCAUUUGAAGUGGGUCAUUACUUGAAGCAGAAGCGGAGGGGUAAAAAUGGCGCGGCGGCAUUAAAAGUUGACAUGAGCAAGGCCUACGACAGAGUGAGAUGGGAUUUUAUCAGAGUUAUGAUGCUGAAUUUGGGUUUUAACCAUAGGUGGGUUGAUCUUAUUAUGGCUUGUGUCAUGUCUGUCCGUUACACUAGCAUAGGAGAUAAUUUCAGUUUGUCUCCGAUCGUUCCGAGUAGAGGGCUCAGGCAGGGUGAUCCGUUGUCUCCGUAUUUGUUUAUUAUCUGUGCUGAGGGGUUAACUAGUAUGCUAGUUGAGAGUGAAAGGCAGGGGAGAAUUCAUGGUAUUUCGAUUUGCAGAGGAGCGCAGUCAGUUAGCCACUUAUUCUUUGCGGAUGAUUGCUAUUUAUUUUUUCGUGCAAAUCUGGUGGAAGCCGAGGAAGUAAAAGGGAUAUUUGAUAGAUAUGAGCAGUUGUCGGGUCAGAAGGUCAACUUUCACAAAUCCAACCUUAUGCUUAGUUCUAAUAUGGAUUCGGCGUUUGGAGAUGCUAUUGCGAGAGUUCUUAGUGUUCAAGUUGUGGUGAAUCAAGGGAAGUAUCUUGGUCUACCAUCUCUUAUUGGUAGAAACAAAAGGCAGAUUUUUCAGUUUAUUAAAGAGCGGAUUUGGCAAAAAAUGAAGGGGUGGAGUGCUAAGUUUCUUUCUAGAAGUGGUAAGGAGGUGCUUAUUAAGUCUAUAGCUCAAGCUAUUCCAAAUUAUAUUAUGAACGUGUUUUUAAUUCCACAUGGGCUUUGCGAUGAGCUUGAAAGAAUGAUGAACUCGUUUUGGUGGGGUCGAAACCAAGCGGAGAAAAAAGGGAUUAAUUGGGCUAGUUGGACUAGGCUUUGUGAUCCAAAGAAAUUUGGCGGUUUGGGUUUUAAGAAAAUUCGUGAAUUCAAUGUGGCCAUGUUAGGGAAGCAAGCUUGGAGAAUGAUUUCUAUGGACGAUAAUUUGAUGGUCAAAGUUUUUAAGGCAAAAUAUUUUCCUAAUUGUUCUUUUCUAGAAGCUAAGCUAGGCUCUAACCCUAGUUAUGUUUGGAGAAGUAUUUUCGAGUCACAAGAGGUGAUGAAGUUGGGAGCGAGGGUUAGAAUUGGUGAUGGCUGGUCAACAAGGAUUUGGAGAGACCCUUGGCUAUGUGAGUCGGGGUCGGGCUGUGUUUCUGAUCCGAUGCCGGAGACUCAUGAGGGUGCCACAGUCAAUCAACUCAUGGAAAUGCAAUCCAAAGCUUGGGAUAUGGGUCUGAUUUCUGAUGUUUUUUCAGUACAGGUGGCUGCCAGUAUUCUUCGUGUCCCCUUGAGUGUGAGGAAUGUGAAAGAUAGAUGGUUUUGGUUACAGGAGAAGCGAGGUAAUUUCACGGUUAAAAGUUGCUAUAGGUUGAUGAGAGGGGAGAUGAUUAACGCUGUUGAUAGCAUAUGGAGUGCGAUUUGGCGGCUGCAUGUCCCCAUGCACGUACGAAAUUUUGUUUGGAGAAUGUGUUCUGGAUUUCUUCCUACUUAUGAUGCCUUAGCAAAUAAGAAAGUUUUUAUUUAUCCUGUGUGUCCGGUGUGUGGUUGUGAGGAUGAGUCAGCUUGCCAUCUUUUUAUCAGCUGUCGGUUUGCGCAAGAGUGUUGGAGGUCAGCAGGUAUAGCGUUUGUGAGUUAUGCAGGUACAAGAGUUGUGGACUGGGUCAAGUCUUGGCUGGUUGUAGCUGAUAAGGAGUCUGCCUGUGUUAUUUCAAUGGUUUGUUGGCACAUCUGGUCCAACAGAAACAGUAUUGUUUGGUCUGAUAAGCGGUUGGAGGUGUUGGACGUGCUUAAUAUGGCGGGGUGUCAGCUCACUGCGUGGAGAAAGGCAAGGGAAUCUAAUCCAGCUAAUGAUAAAAAAGCAGAGGAGAAUUUUUCACUCUUAGAGGAUGAAUCCAGACCGGCAUUUUUCAUGAAAGUUCAGCUUCAUGGCACCUUUCAUACAUCUUCUAGGUCGAAUCCGGAUUGGAUGUCUCCUGAAAGUCGUAGCAGCUUUAUGGCACCGUUCGUCCAUGUUCCAGGUUUAAUACGGAUUGGAGGUUUUCAUGAAAGUCGUAUUCGAGUUACCUUUACAUGGACGUCUGAAUUAGUUACAUCCGACGUCCAUAAAGCGAGUUAUGAUAAAACUACUCGGAUGAGGGCUGUUUUGAUUCAACAAGGAUGCGUUGCGGUGUUAGGAGGAGAGAACAAUUUAUUGGAAGGUUUGUCUGUGGGAGAGAAGGCAAAUAUUAUGUCAAAGGCACAUAGUACAAUUUUAUUGAGUCUUUCAGAUGAGGUGUUUAGAGAGGUUAUCGGUGAAGAAAUUGUUGAUGCUUUAACCGGAGCGUUGGAAAGCAAGUUUCAGAUGAAAUCUCUUAUAAACCUGUAA
Mercurialis annua (annual mercury) is the source of this 2985-nucleotide messenger RNA. RefSeq lists its product as uncharacterized. NCBI's taxonomy places the organism in Eukaryota, Viridiplantae, Streptophyta, Magnoliopsida, Malpighiales, Euphorbiaceae. The record is from RefSeq and is a predicted model, not a curated record. Bases 1 to 2985 code for a protein of 994 amino acids. The transcript is spliced from 7 exons.